AUGGGUGCUGCCUUCUCCUCUGCCGCCGUCUCCAUCAGGAGCAGAGCAACGAAGAACAACAACCAACAGACGCUACUCGCCGCAUCGGACGCCGGCGCCGGCGCCGACGAUGACGAUCACUGGUCCGGCCUACCAGAGGACCUCCUACUCGUCGUCAUCAUGUCCUCCCUAGACGUCCCGAGCCUCGUCCGCUCCGGCGCCGUCUGCACCACCUGGCGCGCCGCCUACGCGGCAUUCCGAACCCUCCGCCUCCCAUCCCCGGCGCAGGGCCCGUGCAUGCUCUACGCCGCCGACAACGGCUCCGACGGAGGCGCAAUGUACAUGUACUGCCCCUCCACCAACGCCAAAUUCCGCGUCCCCUUCUUCCACUCGGAAGAACGGGGCGGACCCGGAUUCGUCUUCUCCGCCUCCGGCGCCUGGGUCUUCACCACGGACGAAGCCGGCGACCCGUUCCUCCUCAACCCUCUCACGGGCGCCCGCGCCUUGCUCCCGCCCGUCAGGACGCUCCCGGGCCUGGACGCCUUCUUCGACGCGCAGGGUGAUUCGACGGGGCCCGGCGGGCUGCCCGUGCGCGCCAAAGACUGGGCGUUCCGCCGCGUGGCCAUCGGCUCGGACGACGACAGGACACCACUCGUCAUGGUCGUUCACAUGCUGAACGAGAUGCUCGCCUUCGCGCGCCCCGGGGACGCCCGCUGGACGCCGCUCUCCGGCGUCGGGCCCCUGGUCGGCCAGCACCGCCGCUGCUUCAGCGACGUCGUGUACCACCGAAGCAGAGGACUGUUCUACGCGCUGCGCCGCGACGGGUCCGUCUACAACGUCGAUCUCCAUGGCCAUGGCGGCGGCAGGCGUUUGCCGGAGGUGAGGAAGAUCAUGCGUGAAGUGUCGGUGGUGUCAAGCGACGUCAAGUACCUCGCCGUAGCGCCGCGGGACGUCAAUGGCGGCGGAGGAGGGCUCCUGCAGGUGUGGAGGAUCUGGCACCACACGCACGGGCCCCUCGAGCACCGGCACACCUUCCAGGACUCCGUCCGCCGGAAGCUGGUCUUCCAAGACCGCCUAGACUGCAGCGAAGACGACGCCGACACCGGCAAUAUCAACGAGAUAGGCGACCACGAUGCUGACACGGAUGACGAGACGCCUAGCACCACUAGCACCUGUCUGGGGACUGCGGCGGGCAAGAGGAAGAAGAAGAAGCUGGGGAUUGCGACGAGCGAGGUGGUGGUGUUCAGGGUGGACGAGGGGAGGCAGAAGCUGGUGAAGCUGCGGGGGAUCGGCCGGGAGCACGCGCUGUUCGUCGGGAACAACUCCGGGGUGUGCCUGCCCACCAAGGACUUCCCGGCGUUCGAGCCCAACUGUGCCUACCUCACGGCCGACUCGAACGCGUACGGCGCCACGCUGCCGAUCGACAUGGGCGUGUGGAGCUUCGAGAAGAGGAGGAUGAGGGGGCAUGGCGCUGCCGCGUGGCCGGAGGAGCUGCGGCGUCGUCAGCCGAGGGCGGAGUAUUGGCCCGGUUCAUUGCCGGCUCCCGUUUGGAUCACGCCCUCUCUUUAG
Messenger RNA from Brachypodium distachyon (stiff brome), 1548 nucleotides. RefSeq lists its product as uncharacterized. Lineage: Eukaryota; Viridiplantae; Streptophyta; Magnoliopsida; Poales; Poaceae. The record is from RefSeq and is a predicted model, not a curated record. The coding region runs from base 1 to 1548 and encodes 515 amino acids. The transcript has a single exon. Gene Ontology annotation, molecular function: protein binding.